AUGAAAGAAUUAAAAAGAGAACUAAGAAAGACAAGAACAAAACAAAUGGAAGAAAGUGAAAUGAUAGAAGUAAGAGAAAGAAAAUAUGGAAAACGAAGAGGUCAAAAUCAAAAGAAAAUUAAAAUAGAAAAUAUAUAUAAACUUUGGGAAGGGAAUGGAAUGGUGUAUAUGAUUAUGAAAGAAAUCAGCAAUAUAAUACGUAUUUCAAUUAUUGCAAUUAUAGUUAGUGUAAUUUGUUUUUAUAAUUUUAAUUUUUUUAAUAAAAGUGAGAAAAUAAUUAUUGAAACAUGGUGGAGAUGGUUAAUAUUUAGUAUUAAUGGAAUAAUGGUUGUAAUUAUGAAUAUUAAGUAUUGUAUUGGGAUUAUUAAAAUAAUUAAAAAAUAUAAAUCAACAAGGGAUUUUUGUAAUCAAAAAGAAAGUCAAGAAAUAUUCAAUAAUACAGAGUGGGAUGAUUCAAAUAAUAAAAAAGGGAUUUGUUAUCAACUUAAUACAGAAGAAGGGAAAAAAAUUCGGAAUGAAAUAGAUAUUUUUAAUGGAGAAAUAGAGAUAAGUGAAAAAGAAAUAGAACAACGAAUUCUACAAAAGAUAUCAUUUAGAGAUGAUGUUAUAUCUACUAUUCUUAGAAAAGUAUUUAAAGAAACAGAACAAGACAAUAUAAGAAUUCAAUCUAUUCAAAAAGUCUGUCAAACAAAAUAUUUUAUUAAAUAUUUAAAUAAUGUUUUAAAUAAAACAACAAAAGAAAUAUUUUUAACAACACCAAUUAAUACAACAACACCAAAUAAAUUUAGUUAUGAACAUUAUUUAUAUUUAAAAGAAUAUGAAGAAAUGAGAUUUAUAUUUAUUGAAACAUUUAAAAGAAAAUUAAUAAUCAAUUUCAAUAAUAAAAUGAUUAUUAGUUUUAUAGGAAGUAUCUUUAACAUUAUUUUUAAUAUUAUUGAAUUUAUUUUACAAGACUUUUCUAUAAUUCUUAAUAAUACAUGGUCAUAUGGAGGAAUUAAAUUUUUACAUCAAGUUGAAUUUAAUCAUAGUCAAAAAUAUCAUCUUAACAAAGCACUUAAACAUGCAAAAAAUAUUAUAGAUAGAAAAAGAAGUGUUAAAUAUAAAAAAAUCAUUGUGAAAAAUAUUAAAUUUAUACUUAUUGGUGGGUUAAUGAUUAUGUUAAUUCUAAAUUUCAAUGGAAUUGGAAUAGAAAAUAUUGAAAUUGAUGGAUCAGGGAUAUUAUCUUUUUUAAGUCCAUUCAAAAAUUUCAUUACUACAGGAAUUAUAGUGUUUUUUAUUGUUUUUGUAACACAAUAUUCUAAUGAACCUGAUUUAACAACAUCUUUUAUUGAAGAAAGAAAUAAACUUGAGGCAUUAUUAAAUUAUAAUUUUCCUUCUACUGGUAACAAUGGAAUUAAUAAUCUUAGUAAUUUUUAUUUGCCUGGCUAUUGUGAAAUGUGUUUGAAUGAAUUAUUUGCACCUUUUAGUACUAUAAAUUUGUUGAGAAAACAAGAAAAUAGAGUGUUAUUUGGAAAUGGAUUAAAUGAAAUAUGGUAUGAUGAGAGAUUUACUAAGGAAGAUAGUCCUUAUACAAACACUCAUUUUGAAUUAACUCAAUUUUUAUAA
Messenger RNA from Entamoeba nuttalli P19, 1605 nucleotides. RefSeq lists its product as hypothetical. The record is from RefSeq and is a predicted model, not a curated record. The coding region runs from base 1 to 1605 and encodes 534 amino acids. The transcript has a single exon. Lineage: Eukaryota; Evosea; Mastigamoebida; Endamoebidae.